This is a messenger RNA of Heteronotia binoei (common prickly gecko), 1137 nucleotides long. RefSeq names its product paralemmin (gene PALM). Bases 1 to 1137 code for a protein of 378 amino acids. Gene Ontology annotation, cellular component: membrane. The record is from RefSeq and is a predicted model, not a curated record. Lineage: Eukaryota; Metazoa; Chordata; Lepidosauria; Squamata; Gekkonidae. The transcript has 8 exons. Gene Ontology annotation, biological process: regulation of cell shape.
AUGUUGUUGUUGUCGGGGUUGUUGCGUCGAAAACAAAAUUGGCUGGCCGAGGCCAUUCAAGACUUAGAGCCUCCUAGGGAAAAGAGGAAGCGCCAAACAGAGAUUGAAAAUAAGCGACGGCAGCUGGAAGAUGACCGGCGCCAACUGCAGCACCUAAAGUCGAAAACUCUGCGGGAAAGAUGGCUGCUAGAAGGAGCGCCUUCGUCCACAGCCGAGGAAGGAGAAGCCACAAAGAAGCAGAUGGAGCAGGACGACUUGAAGGUGAAGGAGCUGGAAGAAAGCAUCCAGAGGUUGGAGAGGGAGUUGGAGCUGUUUGAAAACGGAGUCUCGGCGUCUUCCACCAAAGAGACCUUGUCAGAAGAGGCGAAGGAACAGAAGGCAGCCCACUCGCCAAAGACUCCUCUGGGCUCAGCCAAGCCCUCCAACAGUCCCAAAGCCGGUGGCAUGAUGAAGGCAGCUACGUACUCUGUGGAAAUCACUGUGGAAAAGGACAGAGUUACUGGGGAGACCAAGGUCCUGUCCAGCACCACUAGACUCCCCAAGGACCGAUCUAUACAGGGGGUCAAAGUGUACGAGGACGAGACGAAAGUGGUCCAUGCAGUCCCUGCUGAGGAUGGGGCCAUGGAGAACGGCAUUCAUUUGCUCAGCUCUUCCGAGGUAGAUGAACUCCUCCAUAAGGCAGACGAGGCGUCCGAGAAGGCCGUUGGAGGAGUCUCCAAGAGCAAUCCCCCUAGCCAGAAGGUCACACCCAGGAAGGAAAUCACCGGCGUUCAGGCUAAGCCGGUAGAGAGUCCGAAAGGCCCAGAGCCGAGCAAGGAUCAGCCAGUCACCAUGAUCUUCAUGGGCUACCAGAACGUGGAAGACGAGAACGAGACCAAAAAAGUACUGGGCCUAGAGGGUACCAUCAAGGCUGAGCUCGUGGUGAUUGAAGAUGCGGAGAACAAGCCGACGACAGAUAGUGCGGGGAAAGACCAUGCCCCACCCAAUGGCAGCGCUGUAGAGCCCGUGACAGCCCUCCCGCAGAAGGAAGAGAACCAAGCCGGCGAGAAACCCGCAGCCAACGACACUGACCCCAAAGAAGCGGAUAAGGAUCUUGACGUCAAAAAACAGCGCUGCAAAUGCUGUUCCGUCAUGUAA